Lindgomyces ingoldianus is the source of this 1281-nucleotide messenger RNA. RefSeq lists its product as uncharacterized. Gene Ontology annotation, cellular component: endoplasmic reticulum membrane. NCBI's taxonomy places the organism in Eukaryota, Fungi, Ascomycota, Dothideomycetes, Pleosporales, Lindgomycetaceae. The record is from RefSeq and is a predicted model, not a curated record. Gene Ontology annotation, biological process: protein N-linked glycosylation. The coding region runs from base 1 to 1281 and encodes 426 amino acids. The transcript has 2 exons. Gene Ontology annotation, molecular function: alpha-1,6-mannosyltransferase activity.
AUGUUCGCAUUCGUAUUCAGCACCAUAGCAUUAAAGAGCCUCCUAGAUGCAUAUGUAACUCCGCGGAGUAGUGCUACAGCCUCAAGGAACUACCGUUUAUGCCUGUAUCUUCUAACAUACUCCGGUGUAGUGUUCCGGUCGGAACUGGCAAUCCUCGUAGGCACGAUAACAUUAUAUCUGUUCGCAGCCCAUAGAAUCUCCAUUGCCAAAGUCAUCAUUCCAGCCGGACUCGGCGGACUCUGCAUCGGCCUUCUAUGCACUAUCCCUACUGACUCGUUCUUCUGGCAAUCCUUCCCCUUAUGGCCUGAAUGGACCGCAUUCUACUACAACACGAUCCAAGGGCAUUCUGCCGAUUGGGGCGUCUCGCCUUGGCACUUUUAUUUUGUGAACGCACUCCCCCGGCUUCUCAUGAACCCCAUGAUCUACAUGGUUUGCAUUCCGGUUGCGAUAGUUAACCUUGCAACUCGAGAAAGCACCGUGCAACUUCUCAUACCUCUAUUAGGUUUUGUUGGGCUCUAUAGCAUUCUUCCGCAUAAAGAGUGGCGUUUCAUCAUCUAUGUUGUUCCAGGAAUAACGGCGACUGCUGCCGCCGGUGCUUCCUGGAUCUGGACCCGAAGAUCAAAGUCUGCCAUCUAUACCACGUUGAGCCUGGCUCUAGUGGGAUCUGUUCUGUUCUCCUUCGCCGCAUCCGCCUCCUUGCUGGCCAUAUCAAGCCUGAACUAUCCCGGUGGUGCAGCUCUAGACUUCCUACACCACAGAAUAGAGCAUCCGAUAGGGCGGCAUUUUCAAGUGUACUUCGACAAUCUGGCAUGCCAAACAGGCGUCACAAGAUUCCUGGAAAACCACGAUAGCCCUCAGACCAUUUUAGACGUUCUGGAAACUCAAAAUCUAACUGGCCAGAGAACAUGGAGCUAUUUGAAGACUGAAGAUCCUGAUGCGCUCCUUGAUCCGGGGUUCUGGUCGAGUUUCGAUUAUGUGCUUGCAGAGAGACCGGAAAAGGUGAUUGGAAAGUGGAACGUUAUCCACACCGUUUAUGGGUUCGGCGGUGUUAGAAUUCUCAAACCAGGGGAGAAGAGCAGCGGUCAAGCAAUUGGACAUCUCAAACAUGCCGGGGUGGUUGAAAUUUCGACAGACGUGGUUGCGAAGAUUGCAACAUCAUGGAAGAACUUAGAAGGAAUGCUGAGAGAGACGCUACUGAGGGGAUGGUGGGUUGAGGUCAAGAUGGAGCCAAAGGUCAACAUUCUCGCGAAUCUAGGUUCUCAAAAGAGCUAUAAGGGUUAA